Mycena indigotica is the source of this 1623-nucleotide messenger RNA. RefSeq lists its product as uncharacterized. The record is from RefSeq and is a predicted model, not a curated record. Bases 1 to 1623 code for a protein of 540 amino acids. The transcript has 5 exons. Gene Ontology annotation, molecular function: GTP binding; GTPase activity. Lineage: Eukaryota; Fungi; Basidiomycota; Agaricomycetes; Agaricales; Mycenaceae.
AUGUUGUUAUGUGUAGACCAGAGGGAACGGCCUAGCCCCGGGAAGAUCAGCCUACAAAAAGGAAUGACGAUGCGUAUGCAUCACCCACAAAGAACGCACCCUGAAGAGCACCAACAGCGCAGCAUAGCGUCCCAUACGCCCCGGUACAACACCCUCCGACAGCACCUUCCCCCCGCCAGCCCCACGAACCAGCUCCCCUCCCCGCCUCCCGUCGUCGUUCCUCAAUCUUGGCAGCGCGGACACGUCAUCGCCCGUGAGGCCCUGGCUAGCCCUGCUUAUGGGGUCGUCUUGGAGCAAUGCGGCGGGCAGGAUUCGACCGCGUACAACGCGCUGUAUGUCGUUGGCCAGAUGGACAUGACGGAGGAAGAGAAGAAGCCGAUUUCCUUUUUCGGCCAGACGGUGGUUGUUCCCGAUCGCCACCGUCCACCGCGCGUGGACACUGACUUGGGCGCGUUCAUUGCUUUAAGGGGCUGGAAUGGCCCCAUCCGUGGCAUACCUCGACUCCUGCUGGAGCUUCCCGUUGCAGCGCAAAGAUACACAGCCGCCACCUCCUUUCUUCUUCCCCCCGCCUCUUUUGCAGCAAUGUCCUCUCCACCGCAAGCAACGCAUAAUAUCAAGAUCUGUCUUGUCGGCGACCUCGACGUCGGAAAGGCGUACGUUCUGCACAGCGCGGAAAGAACACUCACUCUUGAGGAUGCAGUCAUGCGGCGCUUCACCGAGAACGUCUUUGCCCCCACGCAGUCUCCGACGAUCGGUGUCGGGUUUGCGGUUCGGCCCCUUGAUAUUGAGGGGAAGCGCAUAACAGCACGAAUCUCCACGCGUCCGAGUUCGGGAAGAUUUCUCCUGCGGAGCUUCUGCUACACUGCAUUGAGCGUCUGCUUCGUCUACGACAUCUCCCAGCGGCGCAGCUUUCCAAGCAUCGAGAGCACCUGGCUCGGGGAGGUAUCGGAGAACAUGCCCUCAUCCCCGACACCGCCGCCGGUGCACCUCUACCUCAUUGGAAACAAGAGCGACCCCGACGCCCAACGGGAAGUCUCCUCCGCGGAAGGUGCUGAGCUGGCGGCGCGCUGCAAUAUGGUGUUCGCUGAAACGAGUGCGCUGGACUCUAGGGUUAGGUUAGGGUUAGUGCCGCCAGUGAGCGCUGACCAAGGAGCGGCCAGCCGAUGCGCGGCGGCACCGUGCGCCUACCGUCGGUUGGCCUACGGAUGGGAGUCAUGGGACGGCUUGGCGGCCACCGAGGCACGUAGGAAAAGCAGACAUAUAACUCUGCCACCUUCGGACAACGCUCAGAAGGUUAGUCGUAUGGAAGCCCACGCCUGUUUGUCGGGCGUGCCAAGCAGGACAAACGGGCGUGCCAAGCCGACCGAUGGGCGUGGCACGCCUGAUGGACGGGCGUGGGCUUUGAUCGCCCGCCAAAACCCACGCCCACGCCCAUCCACGCCCGUUGGCGCAGGCCCACGCCCAUCGGGCACGCCCAAAAGUGCACUCUCCUCGGACGGGAGUGGGGUCGAGCAUUUCUUCACGACUGUCGUCACUCGUGGGUUGUCAUCUUUUUGCUAUCCCUGCGGCACUUUCGUGACACUGACUCUUGACUCCGACUGGGUCGACGAGCUGGGGCCCUAA